UUUGUGAACUCUCUGGGGUGGGCCUGGCUCCUUUCCUCCGUGUCCGUACGAUGUCUCACACAAUGGGCCUCUGGUUCCCGAUUGUUUUAGCAGGAAUAAAUACUACGUUCGCUUCAGAAGAAAAGUGGCGUUCGCCAAGCCAUCCAGCAGAGCAGAUGCCUCGGGAACUGAACGUUUAAAGGAACGUAGGAAACGACUCUUUGAGGUUUACAUGAUGGUGCCUAUAAGGCUGCCUAAGGAAAGGGAGUCAGGCAGGCUUGUAUAAUUGAGAAAGCUGAGCAAUGAGGAGACAGGUGAACAGAGUCCAAACUCGGGCAUCUCUUUACAACAGACUGCCGUUCUUCCAGGCAGAAAAGAUCCCCGUCAGAGGUGUUGAUGUGGCUGUCUGGGUGGUGAUGUAGUACUUCUGUGUGUCACAUUAUCAGAGUCCUUUCACCUUUGCAAAUGCAAUCACGUUAUCUCAUUAGCAGUGCAAGCCCUGUGGUGACCUUUGUUCUGACUAAUUGGAGGAAUAAAGUUCACCAGUAAAGACUGGAAGGGGUUUUACUGGUUCCUCUUGUGGGAGGGGACCAGGCAAGCACAGUUGUGUUCGUGGUGCCCUGCAGGGAAAUCACAUGCUAGGCUCCUGAGAGCAGAGCAAGGCACAGACCCGGCAGCUGGCUGAACCUCGGCUGAGACUUCCCCUUUGGCUCACUUGCCUUUCUCCGUCCCUUGCAGCUGCGUAAAUGAGUAUGGAAGAUUAUGAUUUCCUGUUCAAAAUUGUUUUAAUCGGCAACGCCGGCGUGGGGAAGACCUGCUUAGUCCGACGCUUCACUCAGGGGCUUUUCCCCCCAGGUCAAGGAGCCACAAUUGGCGUUGACUUCAUGAUUAAAACCGUGGAGAUAAAUGGUGAAAAAGUAAAGCUGCAGAUCUGGGAUACGGCAGGACAGGAGAGAUUCCGGUCCAUUACGCAGAGCUACUAUCGCAGUGCGAAUGCAUUAAUAUUGACCUAUGACAUAACCUGCGAAGAAUCCUUCCGAUGUCUCCCAGAAUGGCUGAGAGAAAUAGAGCAGUACGCCAGCAAUAAGGUCAUCACUGUGCUAGUGGGUAAUAAAAUUGACUUAGCUGAUAGAAGGGAAGUCUCCCAGCAAAGAGCUGCAGAGUUUUCGGAAGCCCAAGACAUGUACUAUCUGGAAACCUCUGCUAAAGAGUCAGAUAAUGUGGAAAAACUCUUUCUGGACUUGGCUUGCCGGCUGAUCAACGAGGCAAGACAGAAUACACUUGUAAACAAUGUGGCCUCCCCAUUGCCAGGAGAGGGGAAGAGUAUCAGCUAUUUGACUUGCUGUAAUUUUAAUUAAGAGCUGCCACAAGAUGCCCCCAGAAUGGGCCAAGAAGAUUUUUUUUUUUAAUUUUUUCUUUUUGCUGGGAUUUAUCUCAGUGAAGGCAAUCCUUGCAACUCUGAUUCAUCUGACUUGCCUCCAAGUCAAGUUCCUGAUCCUAAAGCAUGGUAGGCUGACCACUCCGCCUGUAGGGCCACGUAGCAGAAUAUAAUAUGGUUUAAUUUCUUUUGUUUUUUGCUGUUGCUGGAGUUGGUUAGGGAGGAAACUCAUGCAAGGCUCUCAGUGGUAUGCAGUGAGUUGCUACGUCACUUCUGAAGAUGACUGGAACACCCUGGCGAUGGUAUUGAAGGGUGGGAUGUGGGAUCUCUCCUGCAUUACAAUGCUUUAUACCACAUCCGGUCCUCUUAUUUUACAGCUGAUGACCGUUAACUCUUAGACUAUACUAGCAUCCUUCUGGGCUGCCAGCCAGAUGAAUGCGUAGGACGUGUAUAUAGAAUAUGUCUGGAGCAUCCUGAUGCAGGACUCAGCGGUAUGUUUUGAAAUAGUGUUACGUCUCUCAUCUGCGGACAUUUUUGUGAGUUUGGAAUUAAAAAUAUAUGUACCGGCAUUUCCAAACGAACAGCUCUUUGGAAAGAAAGAUGUGGAUACAGGCUGACACACCCCUUUUGGUGCUAGCAAUUCAGUUGAAUAUACCAUAGACCAGAUAUAGUUUUAUUACAUUGCUGUCCUCUGAAUGUGUAACUUAGAGUAAUUAGCAGAAGUACACUAAUAAGCACUGUUCAUAAAAUAUCAUUACCUCUUUUUUUCUAGGCCUGAGCAUAGUGGGUAAGGGCUAUGCUUCUUUGAUGUCAAAUGUAAGGUGAGAAGACUGCUGAAGUCAAAAACAAAACAAAGCCCUGUUAACUAGUAAUGUCCUAAUGUACUAAAUUAGUUUUGGGAAGACUUAGUGAUGGAGUUAAAAAAAACAAACCAACCCAGAUCAUAUAUGACCAAAAUACUGUGCUUGCAUUGAUCACGUAGAAGUGUUCAAAGAGAGAGCACAGUUUGAAAUGGCAGCCCACAAUGCAUUUGUGGAACAAAAGCCUGUAGCUACAGUUCUUGCUGAGAAGGUGGUGUACAAUUUUUGUAGGGUUUUUUAAGCUUAAUGACAACAAAUGGCAAGUGUUAUUAUUUUGCAUCUUACUCAUGCAGCAGCCAUGUUAUGGACCUCGGAGAAGUAACUCAAGGUAUCUUUUUGGCAUCUGCUCUCUAUUAUAUAGUAGCUUUCAGAUUCAGGACUGUCAAGUCAUUUAAUUUUCUUGUUUUGUAUCCUUAUGUCUCAGACUCUGAUGUGUGUAACUGUUUCUUAGUCCAUUUCUUUGUCUGGAAACUUCAACGUUGGAAGCAUUAUGGAUUUUUGUCCUAUUGUUCCUCUAGUGCCAUGUUUUAAUAAUAUGCAUUGGUUCUUGCAUUUAAGCAAAAUUGGGCGAGAAGUUGGACACACACAUGGACUAUCAUUUUUAAAUGUUUGGCAUCAGUUCUGUUAAUCUGAAUAGAAAACUCUUGGUAACUAUGUGGCUGUGAUAUGUUGUAAUUUAGCAUUAAUCAGCUCGAUUAUCAUUUACUAAAGAUGAUGACUGGGCUUUUGUAUUGAUAUAUAAAAGCUGCCAAUGAGUGAAUCUUGAGAAUAAAAAUAGUGUUUUAAAAUACUUUCUCAUGUUUUCCUGAACAGAUUAUUUAGGGUUUAUCAUAUUGUGCCUUUGAUCUUUAAAAGUAUCUCUGUAAGUAUCAAGGGCAUAAUAUAUUCAUUUCAUAAUCCAUGUGUUCUUGCUAUAAUAUGGACCAUUUUUUCCCCCUUACACUGUAAUCCCAGGGGAUUUAAAAAUGUAUUCGCCUUGGCUUUUUGGCUGGGCUUGGUCAUACAGCAAAACCUGCACUGAGAUUUCCUUUUUUAACCUCCUUAGAAUACCCUCAAAAGGCCAUUGCCCUGAUUGUCUGCUUAAAGGCCAUCCAACUCCCAAACAAUUGACUUUUGCAUGUCUUUUUGGUGAUUGCUUAAAGCAAGUUUCACUGUAUGUGCCAUGUGAUAUAAUGCCAUCUAACUCAAGUAUUGUAUGUAUUUUUUUUUUUAAUUCUUCCUCUCCAGCAACUAGCCUUUUUGAAAUCGCAUGGCAGGGGGACUUGGGCGAGGUGCUAGGAAGACUGGGGAAGUGGAACAGGUGUCUCAUGGGGCUUGUUUUUCCUCUUCUUGCAUCCAAGGAUAAAAUCCUGUAGUAUUUUCACUAAUGCUGUCUUUUAAAUUGCACUGGACUAACUAGUCUGUUACCAGACCAGUCUGUGUUGUGCAAUGCUUUUGUUUCCUAUACUGGACACAGUCUGACAAAGUAAAUCCCACAGUCCCUGCUGGGUGUAAACAAAGCCUAUUUAGAUCAGUGCUGCAAGGGGGAACCAUUUGCUUUUUCUGUAAGUGUAUUUUUAAAAGACUGUAAAUUUUAAGGAAAGAAUUUCACAGUGGCACUGGGAAACAGUCGAUUGAGCGAGGAGCUGGGAACAAAUUAGCUCUUUCCAUGGGUCUUUCUUAGCAGUCAGCAUUGCUAUUUUCUUACAUAUUCAAUCUGAAGUUUCUAAUAAGUUGACCCUUCCUCUCUCCUUCUGCUUAUUUCCCCUCUUGAUUUCAGAUGCUGUCUAUGGAUUGCCAAGCGUCAGGUCCUUCUGCCUUUCCUGAAGCUUCUUAUUAGACGAGUUCAAUAGUUAGACAAUGAUGGUGUGUUUCCUAAUGGACCACACUAUUUUAAUUGAACUAGUAGGGCAUGUAAGUCCGUAAGGGCAGGGUAGCAAAUCUCAAAUUAUUCCUUCCUUAGCUCAUUCUGGCCCCAGACACUUUAAGAGCCUUGCUUGAGUGAAGGGCUUAUUUACAAUGUGUUCGGAGCCGAACUGGCGCUGCCACAUUCACCGUUUUUACGAGGUGGGAAACCAAGAACGUCCCCUCCCCCCUUUUUAUAGGUAGCGGACCUGCAGAUGCAUCUCUGAUCGCUUUGAGUUUAACAAACAGUAUUUUGUUGCAAUAACUCAUUGGCAGAUUUAUUGCUCUCAUAAAUCUUCAUUUGUCUUGUUUUUAUAACCCGCUCAGCCCCAUGCUAUGGGAGCACUUCUUGCCAUUUCCCACGUUCUAGUCCUUUCAGGGAAGUUCCACCUCCUGCAAAAGGGCACAUCAGCAGUGUCUAUGCGUGACUUCAUGUUGUGGCAAGUUUCGUCAAAAAAAAAUAAAAAUCCUCCGUUUUGCCUCAUUGGUUUAAGGCAAUGAGUAGCUCUAAGGAGAAGCCAAUAUGGUCUGUCAACGCAAAUGCCAGCAAGACUGACAUAGAGGGGGAGCAGUCAAGACAUCUGACCGGGAAUCAGACCGUCUCAAAUCUAGUCUUUCAGUCCCUGAUUUACCUGAGUGAUGUUGGACAAGCCGCUUCAUUUCUUUGUCUCGGGUCUCCAUUUGUAAAAUGGGCUCCAGCACUUCCUAUCAUGCAUUUAGGUUGCAAGCUUUUUGGAAUAGACACUGGCUGCUUAUUGUUCCUAUCUGUUUCCACAGCGUCUCAUACGAUGGCUCAUGUCUCAUCUCUUUGUGAGCUCGGGCUGAGAAACGCCUGGAUCCUUUCCCGGAGAAGGGACAGGGUGAAGGGUUGCAAUAGGAAAAACAGAAUGGUGAAAAUGUUAAAAAGAGCAGGGUAAUGCAUGGCCUUCCCGCUCCUGCAAUUGCUGUUCCGAGUUGAGCUGUAGGCUCGUUAUCUGAAUACACUGUGAUUUACGUGCUUGCAAUGAAUGCUAAGUGGCUUUGUGCUUGCCAUCCAGUUAAAAUCCUACGUGGUGAAUUAUUAGCUGACACGAUGCUUGGUUCUGGGCUAUCAAAUACCUGAAGUGACUCUCUAAAUGUGUUGAGCUGUCUAUACUGCUAUAGAAACAGCCAUCACUAUACCAGUUGCAGUUGGCUCCUGCUAGUCUAGGUUUAGUGGCUAAUGGCUAUUGAAUUUCUUCAGCAUCCAUAAGAGCGGCUGCAGACUCAUGUCCUGACUGCAGACGGUGGUUGGAAAUGAUAGAAAGCGGUGAUUCGUGAUGCAGCGCACUGAGCAUGAAGGUCCAUCCUGAGCUUUUGCUGAUAAGGCUUGCAGUUCGUUUAUAGCCAAAACUAUUGUUUUUUUGUAUGGUUUGUAGAAGUCACUUCCCACCCCCAGGGACUAAUGCUUGUUCAACUCCUUUUCAUGCUGAAUGGAGAGGGCAAGUGGAUAAACUGGACAUCAGUCGUAACGAGCUGUUGGCCUGGCAGAACUGGCUUGCUCAAGAGAACAAACUCGGUUUGAAACCAGGCGUCAAUGGCAAAAGCACCGAAGUGCUGAACGCAGUCAGAAGCCCAAGUAGCCAUGGCAAGCGUGCGGUAUCUCACCGACUGUUUGUCUUCAGGGGAACUGUGGCACCUUCACAAAUGGGUCUGUACAUAGCAGAGGUUGCCAAAGAAAAGCUAAUUGAGUCUGUCUGCCCAGCAAGCUGUAACUGCUUUGCUCUUGAUAACAUGCCCGACUGAGUGUUACAGCCCUUUUGUGAUGGAAGAAAACAGUAAGGGCCAGAUUAUAUUCCACUUCUUAGGCACCUAAGGAUGAUCCUGUUCCACUCUGCGUGAGUCCUUGAAAACCUGUUAAUAAAAAAGUGGGGUGGGUGGUCCUCCUCCUCACUGCUUUGUUGUGACUCAGUCCUCGGGGUGAGACUUCAGCCUGUUACAGAAGCAGAUGCACUAGUGGGUGUUCAGGGACUGACGCUUAGGGGUGGAAGUCCACUUACGUGCUCAAUAGGUGGGAUAGGACCUGGCCUGAUUUAUAAUGAGCUAAAAAUGGACGAUGCAACUUGGUGCGCUCCUUCUAGAAGAAAUAGUUCUUUAGUGUUCAGUCCUCUUAAAUAUAUAUUUCUUUUUAAAUCCAGUUGCUUUUUGCUCGACUCAUGAUUCGCAUUGGACUUGGUUGUUUGUGUGUGCGCCUUGACUGUGCUGCUUGAAGUACAAAGCUGGCUGGCUACCUGUCAAAUCUACCCAGCAAGCAACACAGAGUUGUUCUCGUACAAUGCAAAAGAGAACUGGCAGGGCAGCCCACACAAACGGCUAAAUUGGGUCAGUUAGGGCCUGAUUCAGAGCUCACGGAAGUUGGCAGAAACCUCUUGUUGACUUCAUUGGAUUUUAUCCCUUUCCUUUAGGUGCAGAAGGAUGUUGCAUCAAACAUGCCGUUUAAUUUUAUUUUUGGGAUGCAAAGCAAAUGCAGCUCAUAAAUCUGCUCUCUAGUUUCUAAGCUCAGGUACCUCUUCCUUAGAGCAAGAUUAUUGUUGCUACGGUUCGUUUCUGCUAGGCGCAGCUCCGUAAUGUAAUAGCAGAGGGUAAUCGAUGUGGAAGGGUCGACUUGCUUUUCUGAUUUUGAUGGCUGGGGGGAGAUCACUCCAUCCCAAUUUAUAGGAAUGAGCAGCAUGUUCUAAGUGGCGCUCCUCCUGUUAAAGCUGGUCAAGUUUAUCGGCCACUUGAACGGCAGCUGUAUGCGCUGCGUUGUGUAUUUGUCUUUGUCUGCCUAUUGGAUCUACAUGAGGCACUCGUACUGAUGUAAUCACAUUGAUAUUGUUCCACCGCUGCUGGUUCCCCUCAUCCAGGCAAGCCUCAACUUGACUAAACAGGAACGUUAUGCCAUGUGAGCCAAGUAUGAAAAAGGUGGAAGCUGUGGAUUUAAAACCCUUCUUACGCAGCAUUAAGAAACACAGAUUUCCCUUUGCAAAUGGAGCACUUGCUUGGCAUCCCUUUCUGUACUUGCUAUUAAAUGACAAGCUAUUAAAAACCUCUGCACACUCCAGAUGCGACUGGAAACCAAUCCGUCAAAUUGGUUCCAAAGACUCCCUUUUCCAGCAAGUUGAGGAGAUAAAGUGGCUUUCUGUUUAGGCAGACAAGGCCCUUUGGGCAAAUCUGAUCUCUUUUACUAGACCAACUCGAAUUCUGUUCCGUUUAGUGCACUCGUUAAUGAAACGAAGCUCUCUGGGAUCCUGGCUGAAGUACUGGAUGCAUUUUUCAUUUGUGUUUCCCCCUUUCCACUGCUGCUUAAGGCUGUGAAAGUGUUUGCCAUUAGGCUUAGGCCAUGUCUCUGCUGUGCAUCUUCCAGAUUGCUAGCACCCGUGCCAAAUUGCUCGAUACUGGGACUGGGAGGUUCUGAAGUCUCACUGUCAUAGUACCAGGGAAGCACUGUAGGUGGCUCUGAAAUGCUAGAUAGUCUGAAAAGCUCUUUGUUGAACACAGCCUAAUUGUGUUGAGAGGCACCCUUUGAGGAGCAGACCUUUGUGCCCUGUGCUGGAAAGACUCCCUUCCCCAAGCAGAGGAUGAUUUCAUGCCAUAACUCCCACCAGAGACGCUGUGCUUUGCAAGCAGUGACUUUUCCUGUGCACCAGCUGCUGCAGGGGCCCCACCUUGGAGAGGGAGAUAUUACCUGUUUGGUGCAGACAGCAAAACUGAAGUGCAGUGGAGAUCGUGCAAACAAGUACCGCGGUAACUUGAGAUGGGAAUAAGACCAGAGUCCUGGCUCCUUGUUCUCUGUACAAGCCGCUAGACCACGGACUUGUUCUAACGCAUAAGGAGAGCUUUGGCUUUUCAUUUAUCCUCAGUGCCUGCUCUCUCAGUUGUACUCCCAGCAUGGGUAGGUAGACUGCAAGGUGAGAGUCCUUCUAUUGAGCCAACGCAGCGUAUUCAAGCCUUCAGGGCUGUUGGUUUAUUUAACCCGCAUGCGGGAAACUGCUAACAUGCCGAUGUCAUAUUUUCCUCUCCAUCAGCCUCCCAGCUCAGCUCAGUUUACAGACACGGGUGCAGAGGAGCUGGCAUUUGUGCCAUCAUCAUUCCUCAGUGUUAAGAAUAGAUUUAAAGUCCAAUAGUGUGCGGGUGGGACAAGUGAUAAUAAAUUAAACCAAGUUGGCCUCUGCAGUCUGAGAGCCUUUGGCUCUGGUGGUGCUGGUGGCUGGGGAUGUUGUUUGGCCUUUGGGCAGAGUGAGAGCAAAACCUGUGGUUUCUGAUGGGGGGACCCUUAGUCGAUCCAUGCAUGUCCCUGGCUCUGCUCUUGCAGAGUGUCUGAGCUGAAACAAAAUGAAGUUUUCUUCUGAAAACAUUUUGGGAAAGAAAGAAGCAGUCUAAUAGGGCAAGCCAGCAUCCUGGAGCUUGUUCCUGUAUCAGUGUUGAAACAUGAGUCUGUCCCUGAAUAUUAAAGAGGAAUAUUUCAAUACAUGCCACGGGUUUUUAGCAUAAUGAGCUGCAUUAUGGAUAUUGCAUUUCCAUUUCAUUUUCCGCAGUUGUUUACACAGGAAAACUGCUCCUGUCAUUUCCCUGCCAAUCUGUGGAAACACCCGGCCUGCUGCGCUUUCAUCUCCACUUCACUCUUAUUCUGUUGCACAAAUUGAAUUUGUGUCUUCUGUGCAUUUUCACAUGACAAGUUUGUCUUUCUGCCUCUAAUCUGCGAGGAAAGACUCAUCCUAUUAACAUUUGCAUUCAUUAAUAUUUUAAGUAGACAUUUAAUUUUUUUCCCCCUUUUACUGACCAUUUUCCUUUGUAAUAUUAUCUACCCGGCAUGUUACUUGUAAUGUCAACAGUCAGGUUUUAAUGGCCUACAAUAUCGCUUGCUCUAAGCUCGUUUCUUCCAAAAUACCAAUAGUUUACUUAAUUUUUAGAAGGUUUAUAAGGGUAGGUUUUUUGUUCGUUACAGAAAAGGAACUGAGCCAUCACCAAUUUUGAUCGCUUCAAUUUUGAUUUGAUUCCAGGUAAUUGUUUUCAGGUACCCUUUAUACCAUCAGCCAUAGUUGGAUUUGGGCUUGAAAAGUGUAUUUAAAAACUAAUAGCAGCAUUUUGUUUGCAGUACCCAUACCAAUGAAGACAAAAUGUUGAAGGAAGUUCCCAGAUGGCAUUAUUUUCACAUGCUAUAAAUUGCUCUGUGAAGAGCUGCCCUGACAGCUGGGUUUUCCCAACGGUUGUGAGUGUAGCACAAUGUAUAGAAGUGGAGGAGAAACCCUCUUGUUUAAAUGCCCUCAUCAUACAGCCACAAGGAUGAUGGGACACUGUCUGUCUCGUGGAGCAAGCACAAAUGCUGAAAUAAUCAUGUAACCAUUUUAGUGGUGAAAACGCAAUACAUUUUCUAGGACCAUUUAUCUUUGGGUUUUGUGGGCGUAAAGCCUUUUUAUUUUUUUUGAAUUUUUUGUUCUUUUUGAAAAGGAAAGAUAUUAACACAUUGCCAAACUGUGAAUCAAAAGCUGUCACAAGCAUUUGGCAUUCCUCUGAGUCAGGUCUGUGUUACUGAGAAAGGUAAAGCGCGUUAAGAACGAUGAUGGGAAUGUAUUUUGUGCAACGAGAAUGAUGAAUGUAUAAAGCUCCAUAGUUUAUUUGUAACUUAAUUUUUGUACUCAUUGGAAACUCCUUCCCAUGUAUCUGUAUGUAAAUAAACAUUUAAUGCUUUACACGUUAAA
Molecule: messenger RNA, 9800 nt
Organism: Gavialis gangeticus (Gharial)
Lineage: Eukaryota; Metazoa; Chordata; Crocodylia; Gavialidae
Gene: RAB30
Product: RAB30, member RAS oncogene family
Exons: 4
Coding region: 726-1337 (203 amino acids)
Biological process (GO): Rab protein signal transduction
Cellular component (GO): trans-Golgi network
Molecular function (GO): GTP binding; GTPase activity
Source: RefSeq, a predicted model, not a curated record